Zophobas morio is the source of this 6216-nucleotide messenger RNA. RefSeq lists its product as uncharacterized. NCBI's taxonomy places the organism in Eukaryota, Metazoa, Arthropoda, Insecta, Coleoptera, Tenebrionidae. The transcript is spliced from 3 exons. Gene Ontology annotation, molecular function: protein binding. Bases 106 to 4386 code for a protein of 1426 amino acids. The record is from RefSeq and is a predicted model, not a curated record.
GACUAAUGAAGUUAUCAAGUGGACAAGUUUGUGACUUCUUGUGAAAAAUAUUAAAAAAAUUAAAAGUCUGCGUGUUUACGUAGUGUAAAAUUAUCACUUAUCAUUAUGGAAAAUUUAUACCAUAAACAAUCCAGCCAUGAAUUGUCGCCUAAUUUUCAACCGAAAGAGAGUGCAUCUUCCCCAGAAAAGAUCUUUCGGAAAAGACUUGGUACUACAGAUAAGGGGAAGAAGUACGAAAAUAUGGUAGCUGCCAACAGCAUACUUCGUAUGGUAACCACCGACAAAGUAAAAAACUUCUACAUUUCGUCGGAUGAUUCAAAUUUUGGAGUAUUCGAUGAUGUAGUUAUUGAAAUGGAGACAGAUGAAGGAAUCAAAACAAUUGCAGUGCAGUUAAAACACAGCAACAGUAAAGGAAGUUUAGGCAUACCGCGACUAGCAAGUGAAACGGGAGAUUUUAGCCUACUCAAAUAUUAUAAAUCGUUCCAAGAGUUGAACAAGAAACCACAUCAAUCCAUUUUGUUCACGAACCUUAAAUUUAAGGUUUCUAAAGACACAAAAUUUCAGCUCGACGGAAAAGAAUUUUUCUUGGAACCGUACAGAGUAGAAAUUGCUGAUGAUUGUUUGAAAAUUUCUCAACAUAUAAGUCACUGUUAUAAGUUCCGAAUUCGAGAAGACCAAGAUGCUGGAGUGGUUCAUUCAGAACUUCAACAGUUCAAGACAUUUUUUGAAAGCUUUUAUCUUUAUACUAACCAAGAAAGUCUGGAAACACUUGAAAACUCGACAGCGAACAACUUCGUGAAGACGUUCUGUUCUAAUCAAGAAACUUUCGAAAAGUACGUUAGAAUUAUAUCUGAGUGGGAUAUGAUAGAAGGAUCAAAAAUAAAGUUAUACAAGAAGUUGAUGCAACGUGCAAUUGCGCUUUGUCUGUUAUCUCCUUACGUCGAAUGUUUUACUUCUGGUCCAGUCAGCGACAAAGGGAAAAUUCUUCGAGAAGCGAUUUGUUCAUUUGAUAUUACGCUGUUGGAAAACACCGAGUGCGAUGUGGUGAAAGAGUUGUGGGACGACUUGGACAAGAAUAUUGACAUCAAGGAACUAAAUAGACUGAGAUCUUUUUAUCGCCUUUCUCCUAAUUACAUAUCCAAGAUAGAAGAUGUAGAUGGAAAUGUGUUGGCGCAAUUGUUGUGGUUGAUGGAGAAACGUCCCUUAAUUGUAAAAGAAAACGAAAAUAUCGGAAAAGCUAUUCAACUUUGUCCAGAUGGUAAAUUCAUCUUGAUUGGGGAAGGAAAACGGAGAGAAUGGAUGAAAGGUCGCUCCGUGUUUCAGAACUUGCUGGAUUUGAAAUCAGAAGACAAUUUGUAUGAAACAGUGAUGCAGAAUUUUACCAUUUCCUUGCAAGGGAAAGGUGUGCUUAAUCUGAUGGAUAUAUGUGGAGGAAAUGAAAAAUGUUUAAAGAAUAUUGUUGUAAAUGGUCUUUUAGGGAUGAUAGACAGUCCAUGCUUAAUAGAUGGGGAAAAAGAAGUUCUUCCCAAUCCUUACAUCGAAAGGUAUUUGUCGUUAAAUGUUAUAGAUAUUAAAUAUUUACAACAUGUUAAUCGUAAUACCGUAGUUAUUUUAGAUGGCGCAGAUAGUUCUAAUGAAAUAGAAAAACUUCCAAAUAUUAUAAUGAGAAACAUCGACGAUUAUUUAAAUGAACCAGAAUAUAGAACUUCUGAUGAUCCAAUUUUCAUUAUAAGUAAAAACCAAUGUAGCGAGUCUGAAUUUGAGAAAAUAUGCUCCAAAACUCCAAAAUCAAAAACUGUUCAUUAUUUCAAAUUUCUUAAAAACAACAUUUUAGAAUGGGUCCGGAGCAAAGGCGAUGUCGGAGAUUUGCAAAAUUAUAAAUUAACUAAUCAUUCUAAAAUCGAAAACGAAUUCUGGUCCUGCGAGUUUAAGAAGAGCAUUAAUUUAGUAGUAGGUGAUCCGGGGAUGGGUAAAACUGAACUAACAAAAAGCUUAAAAAAUAAGUGUUCUUCUAAAUUCUGGACAGUACUUGUUAGCCCUCAAGAAGUUAAUUUAUUCUUUAAACAAUCAGAAGAGUGUAAAGUAUCAGAUCAUGUAAAUUUAUUUGAAAAAUUCGUCUUAGACACGAAAUAUCAAUCUCUCAGAAGGUUAGACAAAGUAUUUUUUAAAUUGUGUUCGGAUCAAGCGCGUGUUUUCUACGUGUGGGAUGCCCUUGAUGAAAUUUCUACUAAAUAUUUGGAAGACGUAUCAGAUUUGAUUGUUUUGCUAUCAGAGAAAGGAUUCAUCCAAUGGGUUACCAGUAGAAAACACUUGAAAUCUUUCCUUGAAAAAAAAUUUAAUACAUUUUCGUUGAACAUAAGUCAGUUUAACCAGCACGAACAAGAAGAUUAUAUUAGAAAACGUCUUGAUUCUAUCGUUUCAACUGACAAGAUAGAAGGUGCUGUUCAAAAAAUUAAGUCUAGCUUUGCUUUCAUAAAACAUGUGGAUAUUUUAGGAAUUCCACUUCAAAUUUUUAUGCUCACAGAAAUAGUUCUUCAAAAUGACAAUUAUUUAAAAUUAUUAGGCGAUUCUUGGCGCUUAACUGAUUUAUAUCAUUAUUUUAUUGAAGUCAAGUUCAAAAUUUUCUUUCAAAAUAAAUUGUCUCUUAAUUUUCAGGAUUCUAAGUUUAAGCGUAUGUUUAACAAUCAUAAAGAAAAAAUCUUAACACAUUAUGAAAAACUUGCCGUUAACGUAAUAUUUUUGGACUGUGAAGAUAUUAAAUGUCAAGAAGAUAUAGACCGCACUUCUUACGAAUACGAAUCCAUCGGUAUUAUAACUGGUUUACAAAGUAACACACCGCUUUUUCUGCAUGCAUCUUUUGCGGAAUAUUUGACUGCGGUGUAUUUUUCGAAGAAUUUUCAAGUUAUACCUGGGGAUAAAUUUUUUGAUCGGAAAUAUGACAACGUACGAUUUUUCUUUGAUAUGUUGUUGGCAAAAAACUCACCAGUUCACAUAUCAGUCUUGUACAGAAACUUUGGCACACUAAAGGGCUAUGACGAGGACAUAUUAACAAGUAAAGAUGACGGUGAAAGAAGUGUUUUACAUUUGAUUUGUUCGUGGGGACAAAGGCAUCCGCGGCUACGAGUUACGAGUUCUAAAAUAGAUAGAAAUUUGUUUUCACAUUUUACUUCUGUCUUGGUAAACAAAAUUUUCUUUUUAAGUAAUAUACGUACCGUGAGAUACACUGUCGAUGAUCCCGAAUUUCCUGCAACAUCACUAGAAACAAGAGAAUAUUUAGAUGCGGUGCUACGCUUGUGUAGUAAAUGUAACAUUUCAGAACCCGAUGGGCUAUUUAAACUGACGCCUUUUUCAUAUGCUCAAGUCAGUGAAAGUUUAGGUGUGGAACUCGAAUUGUUACAGUCAGAAAUGUUACAAACAGAGCAGCUGUAUAGUGAUUGUGAUAGAAUUAAUAUUUUAUAUUAUUCUAGUAUGUUUGGUUAUGAGAAGGCUAUUAAAACCGUUGUUACUAAAAAAUUAAGUACUUAUUACGACGAAGUAAAUUUUAGUUGUGAAUGGUUGGAUGACACUGCUCUUACGAUAGCGUCCGCAAUGGGGCACACAGCAGUCGUUGAAUAUUUGUUACAGUUAGGGAGCGAAAUUAAUCGGGCUAAUAAAAAUGGUCUGACACCGCUUCAUGAAGCUUCUUCGAACGGUCACGAAAAAAUUGUCGAAUGCCUAGUGAAAUGCGGAGCCGAAAUUAAUCACGCUACUAGUAGUGGUUGGGCCUUUGAGUUGGCCAAUGUGCAUUUGAAAUUGGAAGCCAUACUUUCCGCCCUACGUAGUAGCCCGCAAAAUCUCGAAUUCCACAUGAGAGACAAACUUAAUCGGUAUUAUAACAGUUUGGGCUGGACACCGCUUUACACAGCUUCAAUGAACGGUCACGAAAAAAUUGUCAAAUGUCUAGUGAAACACGGGGCCGAAAUCAAUCGCACUGAUAGUGAUGGGAAGACACCGCUUCACGCAGCUUCCAUGGAAGGUCACGAAAAAAUUGUGGAAUUCCUAGUGAAAUGCGGAGCCGAAAUCAAUCGCGUUGAUAAACAUGGUCGGACACCGCUUUACGCAGCUUGCUUGGAAGGCCACGAAAAAAUUGUAGAAUACCUAGUGAAAGGUGGAGCCGCAAUCAAUCUCUGUAAUAAUGAUGGUGAGACACCGCUUUACAUAGCUUCGUUGAGCGGCCACGAAAAAGUUGUCGAAUGCCUAGUGAUAGGCGGAGCCGAAAUCAAUUGCACUAAUCGCCUUGGUCAGACACCGCUUUAUAUAGCCUCCACACUGCGCCACGAAAAAAUAGUAACUUAUUUAAAAGCAAAUGGUGGAAAAUUAACAUUAUCAUUACCCAAAAAAUCGUGACCAUGUAGGCCAUUUUUUCAAUUAAAACUAAAAUGUAGUAAGAUUUUAACGUAACUAUUAUUGACCCGUCAAUUUUGAAAUGUUUUCACUCUUUGGUUGGUAAUUGUUUCAAACAUCCAAAUUAGUUUGUAGGUAUGCAAGUGACCCAAACUAGAACACUGGGUUCCUAAAUAGCAUCAAUAUAUUCUUAAAUUGGACCUACUUGAUAAAAACCCGUGAAAUGAACAUAAUUUUAUUUAAAACUAGCUUUUACCUGUGGCUUCGCUCACGAAAAUUUAGUUUUGUUACUUUAGUUGCCUUCUCAUAAUUGUAGCAGUUACAGCCUACUUCUUUUAAACUUGGAUGUCUAUCUCUGGAAAUAUCUACUUAACUGAAAUAGACAAUAUCUUAAAAAUUGUGUAAUACAAAAUAGCGUCACGGGCUAUCCCGUCGGGAAAUCGGUGUGAUGCUAAAUCUAUACCUAAGCACUAUAUACGGCAACACUGGUUUACUUGCCAUAUGAAAUUUAAUGCCGCCAAACACGUACAUAUACAGGCUGAAUCACUAAAAAAGUCAAAGACCAAAAUUUCACGGUUCUGUUUUUACGGCGUAACAUACACUUAUUUUUUUAAUGAAGCACUUUGUACAACUUUGCAUAUUUGAAUCGGCCUCUUCUUAGGCUAAAUCUACUACAACACCUUACUUUUGAAAUUCCGAUGCGACGUCGCCACGUUAUUCCAUUUUCGAUGGUCUCUUGCGCGUUCUAAUGCAUUUAAAUUUUUUGUGUGGGCACCUAUUCAUAAUAAUAUUUUUUGAUCUUUCAUAGGUUUGCUUGUUUUAAUAAAAUGUUUGGUAAAUAAAUUAAAAUUUAUGUGUCCGUUUUCCGAUAAUUCAGCAAGACUUCCCGGUGGUACCCCAUUUUUUAGAGAUUUUUAAGAGAUUAAUAAACAGCGAAUUAACCAUUAAAACAUGGUUUACCAGUUUCAAAUCUAAGCCAUUAUAGACGAAUAAUACACCAGUAAGACAUAAACAAAAUUAUGUUGACAUUUGUAAAAUUGGUUUAUUUAGAUUUUUCCUGCGAUUCAGUGUUUAUUCAAAUUUUACUCGUAGAGCCUAGAGCGAAUGAUGGUAAAUAAUAACUUCUUUUAAUAAUUAUUGAUCAAAAUUACAAACUUUCUGUUUUAACUUUUAAGCAAGCCUGACUAAACACAAACAUCAAUUACAUACAUAUUACUAUUGUAUAUUAAAUAUACAGAGUGUCCCAGUUAGAACUUCGCGACCUUAUAUCUUGAUAAGGGAGAAAUAAUGAAAUUCUGUAAACGCUAUUGUUUUUUGCUUCAAGUGGAAAGCUUAAUUUAGUACAUUACAAAGCUAUAUUUUUUUAAACUGCAACGUGUAUUUUUUAAAUGGACAAAAGUAAAGAUCAUCACUACAUUCACACAAGAGGUAAUUUUGAAAUUACUGUUCUCUUAUCUGAAAAUCCUCUGAUUAACCGGUAUUUAUUUAUUUCCAUAUGUAUAAUUUUAUGUAAAUAAAGUAUUUUAUUUAUUAUGUAGAGGAAUUUUUUGAAAAUAAUUCUAGUGAUAGUUAUGUGUGUACACCGAGAGAACAAUAACAAUACAACCAAAGACUAACCUUCAAAAAUCCAUGACUGUCUUUGAUCGUAUUUUCUAUUGCUCUCUCGGUAGUUUAUAUUUUUUGUUAUUAAUUGAAAGUAAAUUUAUAAUACAUAUCUUAUGUUUCUAAUUAGCUUGACAAAUAUUCUGAGACUGACUAUAUGUAUGUACCUAAUAACCAAACACGGAAAAACUUUUCACAUAUAUGUAUUUAGAACUCUGCGUAAUAAUUGUC